Lycium ferocissimum is the source of this 2334-nucleotide messenger RNA. RefSeq names its product putative transcription elongation factor SPT5 homolog 1. NCBI's taxonomy places the organism in Eukaryota, Viridiplantae, Streptophyta, Magnoliopsida, Solanales, Solanaceae. Gene Ontology annotation, cellular component: DSIF complex. Gene Ontology annotation, biological process: regulation of transcription by RNA polymerase II; regulation of DNA-templated transcription elongation; transcription elongation by RNA polymerase II. Gene Ontology annotation, molecular function: mRNA binding. Bases 409 to 936 code for a protein of 175 amino acids. The record is from RefSeq and is a predicted model, not a curated record. The transcript has 7 exons.
UCUGACUCGGUCAGAUUUGGAAAAGAGUUUUAAUGGGAUUCAGACUAAGACUCUUUAAAAUGUCUAAUUUAUUUCCUUAAAAAGCUCACACGUCUGUUUUUAUUUCUCUUUUAUAAUUUACGCCUUCUCUCUCUCUCUAUCCAAGUAUCAAUGACGGCUCUCUAUCACUCUUAUUAGUCAGCUAUUCAAAUUCUUUCCUCUUGAACCGUAUAGGGUAAUGGAAACCUAGUUGAGAGAGGAGAAGAAGAUUUGGGAGUGUGAAAGGAAAUGGGGAGCGGCAGUGAGAGAGAUAUAUAAUCAUGAGCCUUACUCUAUCUACUUUGAUUGCAAAUAGGAAAAAUGAUCAUUUUAUCAAGGGUGAUCACGUUUUUAUUGUGGCGAAGGGGUAUCUCUAUAACUUGAAAGGCCAUGUUGACAAAGUUGAACAAUAUCAAACCAAAUCAUACUGACCUUCCUCCAGAAGCCGUUGUUGUUUGUGCAAAGAAAGAUCUUUGCAAGUACUUUGAGCCUGGAAGACACGUUAAAGUAAUAUCUGGUUCAUCUAAAGGUGCAACAGGUUUGGUUGUUUCUGCUGAGGGGCAUGUUGUUAAUUUGUUAUCAGAUACAAUUAAGGAACUUCUCCAUGUAUUUGCUGAUAAUGUUGUUGACAUGUCUCAAGCUCUACAGAGAUUAUUUAGAGGUCGCCUGCCCAUGAGUUAUAGAGGAAGACGUAGAGGUGGAAGAGGGCAUGAUGCUUUAAUUGGAGCUGGUGUGAAAAUUCGCCGUGGCCCAUACAAAGGUUGUAAAGGGCGCGUUGUUGAUAUCAAAGGAAUGUCAGUUCGAGUUGAACUGGAAGCCCCCAUGAAAGUUGUUACAAGCAAGUGUUUCUUCAAUGUCAAGAAUGGCCCUCAUUUUUUGUGUGUUCAUUUUUUUUUUGGAGAGGGGGGGGGGAAGUGAUUUGUUAAACAAUAAGGGCCCUCUUUUGCAAUCUUCGCGGAUGGAGGCUUUGUUGAAUCUGUCUUUUGGACAGUCAUUCAAAUUGAGGCAGGAUUUCCUUUUUGAAGUUUCUGUUUAUCGUACUUUUGAUUGCUUACAUUCAUUGCUUACGUCAAUGUUUCCUGCAGUUCAUCACAACCAUAUUUCGGAUAAUGUUAACGUGUCAACGCCAUUCAGGGAACCAUCUAGAUAUGGUUUGGGAAGUGAAACACCAUCACAUCCUUCAAGGACUCCACUUCACCCAUUUAUGACACCUAUGAGAUAUCUUGGAGGAACAUUUUUCUGCUGCCCUGUUCCAAUAGUGUUUUUCAUUCACUUUUUCCCAGCUGUUUGACUUUAGCUCUUUUCGUCAUCUUCCUCUAUAGCAACACCUAUCCAUGAUGGCAUGAGGACGCCAAAGCAUGACAGAGCAUGGAUUCCGAGGACUCCACCAAGGUAUGUUGUAUCACUGUUGAGGAUAAGCCAAAUGGCUUAAGGUUUUGAAAAUAGAAGAAGUGAAAGCCAUGUAAUCUGCCUAGUUUUUAUUUGACCUGAAACUAACUGAUCUCAGGUUGGAGGAAACUGACUCCUGAAAGUGGUGGGCUGGAUAUGAUGUCAUCUGUAGGAGGUGUGUCCCCUAUUCGACACAAUAGUUUGUCUUUGGAAUUUGGAAUAACUGAUAACUUAUAAUAAUAUGUCACUGAAAAAUUCAAAUCAGAAACUUCUUACUCUAUUGAGCCAGUAAAUUGGUGAUCUAUGCAGCAUUUAGAUAUUUUACUCAUAAUCUCUUGCAUUCUAGCAAAAGAAAACAUUUUAUUGAGAUCAGAUCUCUUCCACUUUGCAAGUGAUGAACUUUUGUGCGUUGUAAUUUUUUUUCUUCAUACUUCUUAAAUCAAUGUUUUAGCGUGUAAGUUUCGUCGAUAUUUUUGUUGGUAUUUGUAGAGUGUGUUCAGUAGUAUAGCAUUGCAGUAUCAGAUUGAAAUUUGAAUGAGUCUUUUACCUUUAUGAGUUCAAUUUUUUUCAUAUUCGAGAAUGAUUUUGUUGAUAAUUAUUGUCAAAGUUACUCGAAUACUAGUCAAAAUUACAAUGGUGGGGGAUGCAAAGAAGUCCGAACAGUUGCUUCUUUACAACUCAAAGCUCAGGCAUAGAGGAACCUGAGUGGAAUGACCUUUAAUGCUGUUCGUUAUUGCAAUUUAUCUUACUAUUAUUUAAGCUCUGAGUAUGUAAUGCAAUAUACCUGGAAUCUCUCCGAAAGUUCUAUACUACUAAUUUCUUCAUCAUUGGCUUGUGCUUUAUUUGUUGCAAUGUAGGAGGGUUGCAUGAAAAUGCCUGAUGUUAAUGAUGAUAUACUCUGUAGUCAAGUGUCUGCCCUGAAUGUAA